AUCCAUAUUAGUCCAUAGCUCAGACCAAAGGGUGAUUAAAGAAAGAGGGGGAAAGAGAGACUGUGAGGCAGAAAGAGAGAGAGCGAGAGGCUGUCAUGCAGAAUGAGAGCCGAGUGCCUUACUUUGAUGUUUUCAUUUUUGUUGAAUCACCACAGUCUCAUUAGCGGCACUGCUGUCAAGUCCCAGGCAGUGUCCCUCCCCAUGCAGUCUACAGCACCGCCCAGCGCCCACCCUCUUCCUCCUCCACAGCUCCCUCCCUUCUGCUACUCACCUUCCACUCAUCUCAUCUCAGGAUCACUCAACAUCACCUGGAGAGAGAUCACACUCCUGACCACAGCUAUUUCUGUAUCAUUAGAACUAUUUUGAUUUUGAUCACACUCCUGACUCUGUCCCUUCACCACCUUCAUUCACAUCACAGGGAUUUUAACUGUGUGUCACUGGACUGUUCAUGCAGUAGUCUUUUAGAAUCAAGUUGUUUGGAUCAGACCGCUGGACCCCACUUGAACCUCAUGCCGUGGAGAGUAGCCUGCAGCGAUGUCAUCUCAUCUCUCCCCCCGCAACGCAAAGGAUCAGCCACGCACGAGAAAGUCAUCCACUGAUUUGUCUCCCGCUAAACCCUCACCGACCUCCAGAAGCCUCAAACAUGAAAGAGUGUCCAGACUGGACUCGUCUGGUGCUUACGACCGAGAGGCCUAUGAUGCUCGAAGGGAAAACAGAAUGGCAGCGCGGAAAAAAGCAGAGGAAGAGGCAGGAUGCACUGACUAUAAGAAGAUGUACGAGGAGGCCUUGUCUACCAAUGAGAGGCUCAAGUCCAGGCUGCAGGGCAGCAAACAGGAGCUGGUGUUGGUGCAGACUCAGCUGGAGAGAGUCACACAGAGAAAGAUAACAAUGACUGAAAGGUCCAAUGAGAGGUCCAUGCUUGAGACAGAAAAACGGGAAACACGUGUCCUGCAGAAGAAGAUAUCAGACAUGGAAGAUGAAGUGAAGGUCCAGACAGAGCUGAAGAAUGAGAACCAGAGACUGAAGGACGAGAACGGAGCCUUAAUCCGGGUCAUCAGUAAACUGUCUAAGUGAGAAGAGGAGGAAAAGGAAGAGAGGGGGAUGAUACAGCUUUAUUUCCCAUGUUUACACCCACUUCUCCAACCCCACCACCCCCACCACCACCCCCACCAACACCCCCACCAACACCAAUAGUCUUCACACGCAGUUUGCAUAUUUGCACAUUUUUUGUAUUAAUUUAUGGAUUGUUAUAAUGCAUAAUUAUAUAAUCACAGCACAUAAUAAUACCGUAUGAAUGUCUGCAAAUGUUUAAUCUAUAAGCUGAUGUAACAGUUUAUAUAUUAUCACGUUUUGUAUCACUAUGUGACAUUUGAAAUGUUUUUAAUUUUUUUAUUUUUUACUCCAUCACAUGAACAGUCUCCUAUGCCUUGUAUAAGUUAUUUAUAAAGAUUUUCUAUUCUGUAAACCAA
This is a messenger RNA of Salmo salar (Atlantic salmon), 1469 nucleotides long. RefSeq names its product protein phosphatase 1 regulatory subunit 12B. NCBI's taxonomy places the organism in Eukaryota, Metazoa, Chordata, Actinopteri, Salmoniformes, Salmonidae. Gene Ontology annotation, cellular component: cytoplasm. The record is from RefSeq and is a predicted model, not a curated record. Gene Ontology annotation, molecular function: phosphatase regulator activity; enzyme inhibitor activity; protein kinase binding.